AUGCAUAAGAAGCUAGUUGAAGUUAAGAAGAAAUUGCUGGUAUGGAAAAAAGAGAGUAGAUACCUUAUAAAUACCAAGAUUGAGGAGACUCUACUAGAGAUUUUGGAUCUUCAUAUUCAGCAAGAAAGUGUUUUAUAUAUAGAGAGGGUAGUCGAUAGGAAUGCUUUGCUUAAGUCCUUGAAUGAUCUCAAGAGAGUGGAAGAGAUUUAUUGGAGACAAUGCUCUAGGAGUAAAUGGCUAAAAGAAGGGAACCGCGAUACUAAAUACUUUCACAUUAUUGCUAGUGCUCACAAGAGGCAAAAUGAUAUCUCGGGCAUUACUAUCCUUGGUAUUGAUCUAGAUGAUCAUAAUGCGAUGGAAUGUGCGGUGGUAAAUUACAUUGAGUGGGCUUGUACCACUGAAGUUGAGUUUACUCCUAAGCUGAAUAAUGUCCUUUUUAAGUACUUAUCGGAUGCCCAUGUAGCCCAGUUGGAAUCAGAUAUCUCUCUGGAAGAGCUUAAAAGGGCAGUCUUUGCGCUACCAAGUAAUAAGGCUCCGGGUCCAAAUGGGUUUCCACUUAUCUUUUUUCAUAAAUUUUGA
This is a messenger RNA of Amborella trichopoda, 579 nucleotides long. RefSeq lists its product as uncharacterized. The record is from RefSeq and is a predicted model, not a curated record. NCBI's taxonomy places the organism in Eukaryota, Viridiplantae, Streptophyta, Magnoliopsida, Amborellales, Amborellaceae.